ACAGACUCCAGAAAAUUUUCAAUCUGACCAAGAGGGAAUGGGGAAUAUCAUGUCAACAUCUUUUGCCCCCGAGUGUACCGAGAAGAAAACCAAGUAUGAUGACUGCUUCAACAAAUGGUACACGGAAAAGUUUUUACAAGGAAAAUCCAUGGAAAAUGAGUGUGUUCAAUUAUGGGAUGACUAUAUCACCUGCGUCAACUCUGCAUUGGCUCUGCAUCAAAUCAAACCCAUUUUAGACAAGGCCAGACAGGACCAGCCGUUCACUUCGGAGGAGAUUGACUCGGCCAUUGCCCCCAAGAAGUAAGGGUUUUUUCACUCCCACACCUGUAAAUAGAAAUUGUAAAUAAAAGACAAUCGUCUCAUGGCCUCCUCGAAAACCAUCCUUUUAUAAAUGAAUCAAUGAACGUACAUAUACUAAAUGUCCGCUUGUUUUCCUUGUUUUACUUGUAAUCUGAUGUGUCUGCCCUGUUUUCUGAAGUUUCUGGUUUUGCCA
Molecule: messenger RNA, 493 nt
Organism: Yamadazyma tenuis ATCC 10573
Lineage: Eukaryota; Fungi; Ascomycota; Pichiomycetes; Serinales; Debaryomycetaceae
Source: RefSeq, a predicted model, not a curated record